AUGGCCAUUGUUUGGAGAGAGAGUUCAGUUGUGGAGGAAGACCUCAGGAUGGCGCCCGGUUUGCAAUUCGAUCCAACCGAAGACGAACUGAUCCAGUUCUAUCUGUCUAAAAUAGUGGCAUCUGAACCUCUCCCCGUUAAGGUCAUGAAGGAGAUCGAUGCUCAACACUUCUACCAGCACCAUCCCAAGAAUCUAGUUGAUGGCUCAGAGAAUCUAUCCAGAGAAUAUUUCUUAGUUCAUGGAGAUGAAUAUUUCCAUGGAAAAAUCGACAAGGUGAAACUUGUCGGUGAAGGCAAUGUCGGAUCCUGGAGUUCUCUAGGAAAAGAAGAAGAAGUUGUCGACGAAAAUGGAAACGUAAUCGGCUUCAAGAUCCAUUCUACAUUUUUAUCAUCCAAAUCCAAGAAAACACAUUGGAGAAUGAAGCUCUACCGGUUGCCUCUGCCCAACAAUCAUGAGGAUUCCAGUGGAGAAGAAUGGGUGAUAGCAAGGAUCCGAGGAGCACAGCAAUUAUAA
This is a messenger RNA of Salvia splendens (bonfire salvia), 513 nucleotides long. Its product is annotated as NAC domain-containing protein 83. Bases 1 to 513 code for a protein of 170 amino acids. Gene Ontology annotation, biological process: regulation of DNA-templated transcription; system development. NCBI's taxonomy places the organism in Eukaryota, Viridiplantae, Streptophyta, Magnoliopsida, Lamiales, Lamiaceae. The record is from RefSeq and is a predicted model, not a curated record. The transcript has 3 exons. Gene Ontology annotation, molecular function: DNA binding.